ACAAUAGUACCUAAAAAAAAUGCCAAGAGAUAGAGAUCCACUGGUAGUUGGGAGAAUAGUAGGGGAUGUUCUAGACCCCUUCACAAGGUCUCUCUCUCUGAGGGUGACUUACAACAACACCAGAGAAGUGAACAAUGGCUGUGAACUCAAACCCUCUCAUGUUUCCAACCAACCCAGGGUUGAUAUUGGCGGAGAUGAUCUCAGGACCUUCUACACUCUGGUUAUGGUGGAUCCUGAUGCUCCCAGCCCAAGUGAACCUAACCUUAGAGAAUACUUGCAUUGGUUGGUGGCUGAUAUUCCAGCAAGUACAGGAGCAGGUUUCGGCCAAGAGGUUGUGUGCUACGAGAGCCCGCGACCGAGGGUGGGAAUUCAUCGGUUCGUUUUCAUAUUGUUUCGUCAAUUGGGAAGGCAAACUGUUUAUGCACCCGGAUGGCGCCAGAAUUUCAAUACUAGAGACUUCGCUGAGCUUUAUAAUCUUGGAUUGCCGGUGGCCGCUGUUUAUUUCAACUGUCAAAGGGAGAGCGGAUCCGGUGGAAGAAGGCGUUAAAUGCAUGCCAUCUAUUGGCUAUUGCCAGCUACCAUGUCUCAUCAUCAUCAAUGACGAUUGUGACAAUUAAAAAAAUAACUGAAGAAGAUCAAUCGAGUCUAAUAUUACUUAAUUAAGCUGUUGAUGUUAGUUUGUAUUUGUCAUGCUAAUAUUACUACAUUAUUAAUUAAGUACGUCUUGAGGCACGUACCCACCCCCUUAAUUAGUGUUUCUGAUUAA
Molecule: messenger RNA, 766 nt
Organism: Tripterygium wilfordii
Lineage: Eukaryota; Viridiplantae; Streptophyta; Magnoliopsida; Celastrales; Celastraceae
Product: protein HEADING DATE 3A-like
Exons: 4
Coding region: 20-547 (175 amino acids)
Source: RefSeq, a predicted model, not a curated record